AUGUUCCAGACUUGUACUGACGAAUGUGUUGAAGACAGCCCUGAGUCGGCCCGGCCCCCCACGGAGGACUUUCUCGCCGGCGACGUAUGUUACGUCCACGAGUCUGUCGAGGCUCCGUUUCACGACCUCCUGAUAUCUUCUGGGAUGGAGGCAGUGGAGGUCCCCUCGGAAAUCGUCCAGAAGGCUCGUAAGCUCCAAGUCAAGAUGUACGCGCGCGACUCUCUGCCAGGACGUCCUUGCGUCGUCAUGCCUAAACGUGGUCUCUCCAAGGCUUCAGACACGACCGACCGCAUCUGUCUUAUGGCCUCAUUUUGGAAAACAGAUGAUGUGUUUUCAAAAAUAGACGCAGGGGAGAUCGCUGCAAUCUUCUCGAUCUGGUGUCUUCCCGUGUUCUAUUCCUCAGAGCACAAGAUCCCUAUCCCUCACGCAAGCAGGUUUGCUCCGCAGGGCCAUGUUCAUAUGCUGUCCGGAUCCACUCUGCGUCAGUCACGCGUCAUUCUGCGGUCUUUUCGGAGCAAAAACAAGCUUGAACAUCAUCUUUGGAAGAAGCCCGGACAUCAGCGCUUUUCGAAACAACAGCUCGGUCGCUUGAUGGACGAAGAAGCGGCCGCAUGGCGGAGGUGGAGCGAGAGAGAUAUGAAAGUGAUUUCUGCCGAGGCCCAGGCUUUUCAGUCUCAUAAAUACGAUCAAGGUACCCCAUAUCCGAGCACGGUAUCAACGAAGACUUCUCGCUCAUUGCUCUCGAGCCCUUCGGAAGGUCCAAACUCUCCGUCCGGACAGACUCGUCCGCCCUUCCCACGUGGUUCUCCCCUCAAGCGUUCCGUGCAACCCCUUCCCGAGGUACCCCGUCUCUCCUGUCAGAUCAACACAUCGAGUGCUUACGCGCCCGCCCCUCGCACGAAGACAACUUCGGAAGAUGAGCCCGGCGAGCCCGAGCCCGAUCCCGAGCCCAUGCAGAUAGACAGAACUUCGGCCUCCGUUGCCGGUGCCUCUACCGAGAACGCAGGCCAGGCGAGCACCCCAAGCCCGACUGAUAUCGUGACAUCGGACGGAGAACGUGGAACGUUUGGGAAGCUCAUCGAUAGCGGCAGGGCGCUCGUGCAGAACAUGGGAUCUAGAAGGCGGAGACGGUAUCACUCGAAGAAGGCAAACAAGAAGAAUAUCGAAACGACGCAGGUCGGUGGGGGUGUACAUAUACUCGCAAUGGCUCAACAGAAACAAUUCUGCCCUAUGACACACAUGUACGCUGCCGUGGAGAUCGACCCCGUCGCCACAGUUGAUCACCUCAACGAUCCCUUGGCGACUGCCGCGGCCAGUCGUCUGAAGCCCAAGACAUAUCUCGCCUACAUAAGCGAGCCAGUGGGCAUCCCAGGUCUUUUCAGUGACUACUACUACGUACUCGACAUCAUCGGCACAACCCUCCCACCGCACGAAGAGGAAGAAGGCUUUGAGCCCGAAAUGAUGAUGGUUCGUGUACAACCGCGGGACAUCGGCUGGGACGUCGAUGACGGCUGGAUGCUACUCCCAAGUUCGUCGUUCACGAUGAAAAUGCAUUGGUAUGCAGAUCAGUGCAAAGUCAAUAGCACCUAUGCGCGUCGGGUCGAGGCGGCGAAGAUUUCAAAGAGCACCCUUCGUAUUGAUCCUGCCGUGAGUACGACGUCGGCCUCUACCGAGUCUUCAACUCCACUCACCUCCCUCACCUCCUCUCCGACGAUUCCACCCCAACCACUGGCUCCGUCCGAGUACCUGGCCGAAGACCUUCUGAUGCCAACGAUAAGUGGGAUUUCGGAGUACAAUCCGGUGGUCAAGGUCGCUUACGAUCUCCCCGAGCACCUGCCAGAGGAAGACCACAUUCCUUACCCAAACGAGAUGUUUCUUGAACGGGGAGUUCUUGCCAAAAUUAUACAGGAUUCCAACAUUCGCAACGGCACGGAUGAAGCAGAGUCUGGUGGGUCGCGUCCAUCUCUCUCAUCAACCUCGAGCUUCGCAUGCUGA
This is a messenger RNA of Epithele typhae, 1995 nucleotides long. RefSeq lists its product as uncharacterized. The record is from RefSeq and is a predicted model, not a curated record. NCBI's taxonomy places the organism in Eukaryota, Fungi, Basidiomycota, Agaricomycetes, Polyporales, Epitheliaceae. Bases 1 to 1995 code for a protein of 664 amino acids. The transcript is spliced from 10 exons.